This is a messenger RNA of Aphis gossypii (cotton aphid), 2090 nucleotides long. RefSeq names its product serine proteinase stubble-like. Gene Ontology annotation, biological process: proteolysis. Bases 198 to 1865 code for a protein of 555 amino acids. Gene Ontology annotation, molecular function: serine-type endopeptidase activity. The transcript is spliced from 8 exons. NCBI's taxonomy places the organism in Eukaryota, Metazoa, Arthropoda, Insecta, Hemiptera, Aphididae. The record is from RefSeq and is a predicted model, not a curated record.
AUAAAUGGCGGCUGCGUCUCGUGACCAACGGUCAGUUGCACUGAUUACCGGCAACACAGCCGGUCGUAGUGCGAAAUUGUUUUGCUGUCGAACGUAAUAUUUCGAUUUAAACGCUGCUAACGCUACCACCUUUAUAGUAUUAUACAAUUCAAAGGCCGUAUCGUCUCGUGCAAACAGCAGAGAAACCGCUUGAGACGAUGAAGUCUUCCGGGCCGGACCGGCCAAAUGAGCAGCAAUCUCAUUACCGUCUACCUCUGCGACUGCAGGCCACCACCAUCCUAUUGCUGAUUCUGCAGUUUGUCUCUCCAACCUUGACCCUGAAGAGUGAAGCAUACCGUGAGAUUUUCACCGAUGACGCAGUAAUACUCGAAGCAUAUACUGUGGAUCAGGGACAUUCGACAGAUCGUGAUGUCGAUCACCACCAAGCUCCGGUUGUGAGUAACAGUGGCCCACAAACCUCCGACGAUAUCAGUACCGACAGGACGUCGAGGACAAAAAGACAGAGUUCGUGGGGGAUGGUAUCAGGCCCGUGUCUGACGGGCAGAGGCACGUUGGGCAAGUGCACGAGUUUUCGACAGUGCUAUCCACACAUCAAAAUGCCAAACUUUCAGUACUGGGACUCGUGGAUGAUGGGAAUGUACGAUACGUGUACGUACAUAAGUAUGGACCACAAACAGAUGUUUGGCGUGUGCUGCGAUCACCCGAGCUUCGUCGGAGAGAGUCAUAAAGAAGAAGGUAUAAGACCACCGCCGUCGAUGGUAAUGCCACCGAAUUGGCCACCACCGUUGCCAACGCACCCUCCAGACCACACUAUACCGCCAAUUCCUACUCAUCCUCCACACACGCCACCACCAAUGCAUUCGACCGAACCAACGCAUCCGACCAAGCCAACGCAUCCGACCAAGCCAACGCAUCCGACCAAGCCAACACAUCCGACCGAGCCGACGCAUCCGACCGAGCCAACGCAUCCGACCAAGCCAACGCCUGCGCAGCAUCCGACUAUUCCGCCAUGGCCGCCGUUCCAACAUCAAAACUUCACUACUAAUACUACCCCGCAAAAUAAACCUACCACCACACCGUCUUAUGUGGACGGCGAUAGCGGCAGCUUCGAUUAUCAGUGCGGUCUGAAAAACGGUCCACAAGAUCAAGAGAGGAUCGUCGGCGGUCAAAACGCGGAUCCCGGAGAAUGGCCGUGGAUCGUAGCUAUAUUCAACUCGGGCAGGCAUUUUUGCGGAGGAUCUCUAAUCGACGAUACACACGUAUUGACGGCGGCACAUUGCGUUGCUCACAUGAAUUCGUGGGACGUAGCUCGUUUGACAGCGAAUCUCGGAGACUACAAUAUCAAAAGUAAAACCGACGUGAAGCACAUGGAGAGAAAAAUCAAAAGGGUGGUUCGACAUAAAGGUUUCGAUCAAAGAACUCUGUACAACGAUAUCGCGCUCCUGACUCUGGACAAACCAGUGAACUUUGAUAAGCAAGUGCACCCGAUAUGUUUACCCACGAGCAGAUCUAUGUACGCGGGACAGACCGCCACGGUCAUCGGGUGGGGCAGCUUGAAAGAGAGUGGUCCACAACCGGCGAUUUUGCAGAAGGUCAACGUACCGGUGUGGACAAACCAAGAAUGCAAGUUCAAGUACGGAGCCGCGGCCCCGGGCGGGAUUGUUGACCACUUUUUGUGCGCUGGCAAAGCAGCAAGAGACUCUUGCAGUGGUGACAGCGGAGGUCCUCUGAUGCUCAACGACGGUAAAUGGACCCAAGUGGGUAUUGUUAGUUGGGGAAUAGGAUGCGGCAAAGGACAGUACCCGGGAGUAUACACCAGAGUUACGAGUUUCAUGAAUUGGAUUACAAGAAAUUUAAAAACGUAAAUUGAAAUAAGCGCAGUAUUGCUUAUACCGUUAAUAAUAAUUGUGUCUCGGUAAAUUAUUAUUGUAUUACAUAUUUAUAUUAUUUAAUUUUUGUACAUAUUAUUUAGAUUAGUAUAAAUAGUUUUAUUAUUUAUAAUCUUAUGUUCUUUAAACUUUUUGUAUUGUUCUCAAUUUAUUUUAUUUUAUAUAUUUUACUUGAAAAUUAAAUGAUACAUAAAUAUGAAC